Molecule: messenger RNA, 2023 nt
Organism: Vicia villosa (hairy vetch)
Lineage: Eukaryota; Viridiplantae; Streptophyta; Magnoliopsida; Fabales; Fabaceae
Product: abscisate beta-glucosyltransferase-like
Exons: 1
Coding region: 490-1920 (476 amino acids)
Molecular function (GO): UDP-glycosyltransferase activity
Source: RefSeq, a predicted model, not a curated record
CUGGCUGGUAGGAUGCUGGUAAGAUUUGCAGGGAGGAAAUAAAAUUAACUUUAACUAUAAUUUUAUGAAACAAAUUCUUGUUAUUCACUUGAAAUAUUUUUAGGUGCUUGCAUACAGUUUCACUUAAAAUUUCCAGAACAUAUGUUAUAAAAUGUAAUUAUCAUUUGAAAGUUACGAAAUGGGAUUCUACACGUAUAUAUGGCCGACCCAAAAACCAUUGAAGUUUGACUUUUACACACACUCAUUUAAUUCAUUUAAAUUUUUUUAUUAAGUGUAUGUUUGUUUGGAUUGUAUGCACCGAGUGAUCCUAUCCAUCAGAUUGUAAUAUGUCAUUGAUGACGUAUUCAUGUCAACCUUUUCUGGUUCACCGUACCGACAAGAAUCUAGUAUAAUUCACCCAUCUUCAAAGUAACUGGACCCGCAUCUCCCUCAUUACUCAGUUUCUCACUAAGCAAGUAAAGUGAUCAUCAUCAUCAUCUCCAUUUCAACAUGAACCAUGAAACUGAUACAGUUAAAGUAUACUUCUUCCCCUUCCUAGGUGGAGGUCAUCAGAUCCCAAUGGUAGACACAGCAAGAGUCUUUGCCAAGCAUGGAGCCACAUCAACCAUCCUAGCAAUACCUUCUAACGUGGUCCAAUUUCAAAACUCAAUCACCCGAGACCAAAAAUCAAACCUUCCAAUCACAAUCUACACUCUCACCAUUCCUGAAAACACCCAACUACCCGACACAGACAUGUCUGCUGGUCCCAUGGUCGAUACCUCAGCUCUCCUUGAACCUAUGAAACAGUUACUCCUCCAACAAAGACCUGAUUGUAUAGUGGUGGACAUGUUUCAUCGUUGGGCUGGUGACAUCAUUGACGAACUCAAAGUCCCAAGAAUCGUCUUCAACGGGAACGCUUGUUUCCCUCGCUGUGUCAUUGAAAAUAUAAGAAAAUCUGUUGUGUUUGAGAAUCUGAGUUCUGACUCAGAACCUUUCCUUGUCCCUGGUAUUCCUGAUAGAGUUUUGAUGACAGGGUCUCAAGUUCCGAGUUUCAUGAGAAACCAAUCUGAGUUUUCUGAUAGAAUGAAGAAAAUAGAGGAAAAAAGCUUCGGUACUGUUAUCAAUAGCUUCUAUGAUUUGGAACCAGUUUAUGCUGAUUACCUAAGAAAUGAUUUGGGUAAGAAAACCUGGCUUGUAGGACCAGUUUCUCUCUGCAACAGAAGCGUAGAAGAUAAGAAAGAGAGAGGGAAACAACCCACUAUUGAUGAACAAAGUUGCUUGAAUUGGUUGAAAUCUAAGAAACCCAAUUCAGUUCUUUACAUAAGUUUCGGGAGCGUAGCUCGCAUACCAUUGAAACAGCUCAAGGAAAUUGCUUAUGGUCUUGAGGCUGCUGAUCAACCAUUCAUUUGGGUGGUUGGGAAGAUUCUCAAUUCAUCUAAAAGUGAUAGUGAAAAUUGGGUUCUUGAUGAAUUUGAAAAGAGGAUGAAGGAAAUGGAUAAAGGUUUGGUUUUUAGAGGUUGGGCUCCUCAGCUUUUGAUAUUGGAGCAUGAUGCAGUUGGUGGGUUUAUGACUCAUUGUGGAUGGAACUCAACUUUAGAAUGUGUGUGUGCUGGUGUGCCAAUGAUAACAUGGCCACUUUCGGCUGAGCAGUUUUUCAAUGAGAAGUUGGUAACAGAUGUGUUGAGGAUUGGGGUUCAAGUUGGCAGCAAAGAGUGGGGGUCUUGGGACGUAGAGAGGAAAGAGUUGGUGGGAAGAGAGAAGGUGGAGUGUGCAGUGAAGAAGUUGAUGGUGGAGAGUGAAGAGGUAGAAGAAAUGAGAAAGAGAAUAAAACAUAUUGCUGAGAAUGCAAAAAGAGCUGUUGAAGAAGGUGGAAGUUCUUAUAAUGAUAUUGAUGCCUUGAUUCAUGAACUUAAAAUCUUGCAGAUUGGCAAGGAUGUUUAGAUUGUUAAACAAUGCAAGACACGUCUUUUUCACUUCUUGGGAACAUAGCUAGAAAAGUAAUGUUUCUAUUCACAUUAUCAAUUCAAAACUUUGCUUAAUCUAA